Sporothrix schenckii 1099-18 is the source of this 3486-nucleotide messenger RNA. Its product is annotated as tRNA(adenine34) deaminase. Lineage: Eukaryota; Fungi; Ascomycota; Sordariomycetes; Ophiostomatales; Ophiostomataceae. Gene Ontology annotation, biological process: tRNA wobble adenosine to inosine editing. The record is from RefSeq and is a predicted model, not a curated record. Bases 1 to 3486 code for a protein of 1161 amino acids. Gene Ontology annotation, cellular component: cytoplasm; nucleus. Gene Ontology annotation, molecular function: tRNA-specific adenosine-34 deaminase activity. The transcript is spliced from 3 exons.
AUGCCUUCCAAAAAGGCCCGCCGGGCAAAGAAGGAGAAACGGGGGAAUCCAGCUAAACGGAAUGCCAGUUACGCGGCCGCGCCUUCCACAUGGAGUCGGCCGCAAAGCACGCACCUGCUGCCCCGGUCAUCCACAUGGUCGGCGCUUUCCCGAUUUUCCAGUGGCGGUUUCCGCGUUUGGAUCGCCAUGGCAGCUGCGACCGGAACCGCCAUCAUGCUGGCUUUCCAACGGCCUUUCCUUCUUCACCUUGCUCCUUCUCCCGAUAUCGAGCGUGUGCCCCUUUUUCUCCUCUUACCAUGCGCCCUUGCAUUCGUCGCUUUCGUCAGUCAGGUGUGUUUACUUUCAUCUGCCUCCACGACAACGCGCGAGGGCGGUGGUGAACCAGAAGUAAGAGCUCAGGUCACAGAGCCAUCCGGCAUCACGAAUCAGCGACUCACCAGUUGCCAAGACCAGUCUCACGAGUCUCUCAGAACCGGUCGAGACAUCGACAAAAUCCCGCAGCCUGACGACAGCGUCACGAGCAAACUGUGGCCAGACACGGACAACGACCGCUCGAGCGACAUCUGGUCUGAAUACCACGACAUCCUCGAAGACUCUCGCGCCAUCUGGCCCGAGUCCAAGUCAAAGGGAGAAAUGAACCACAGGUCAGAGCACUCUCAAGCCCGAGCCCCUUGGCCUCCACCAAAUCUCCUUGCCAUGCUAACAGCCAGAAGGGACCGCCAUAGACGUCGGAGACGGAGAGGUCCAGGGCCUUCUGAAUCUGUAUGUCAGGCUCCUGGUUAUGGUACAUCUCCCGCUUGCCACGACGAUAACCAUCGCCUCCCUCUUGAUGGCGCUUCCAAUCGGGCGGAGACUGGGCAAACGACCUGUAAAUGUCGUGCAUAUCGACCAAAGACAGGAAACCGGUUUCGCCAGCAGGGCACUGUGCAUGUCAGUGAGCGUGGCCGUGCACGUGGUGGUGGUCGUGGGCGUGGUCGAGGUCGUGGUUCUGGAUUUCUUCAUCCACGAAUUGGGGGAGAGCCGCCUCUGGCGGGGAUAAACCGUCGUCCAGACUCGCAGACAGAAGAAGCCGCAGCGGUGAACAAGACAGCCGCAAGGGCACAUCGUACAGCCAGAGCUGGCAACGGCAUGUCGACAACGUCGACCGCGUCGCAAACUGCCGCUACCCUUGGCACAACCGUUGGCACAGCCGUUUUGGUGUGUCCAUCAAGAAUCUCUGCGUCUCCGUCAGGUCAGUUGAAUGACUUCUCGUCAACCGAAAUAAUAACGGCGUCCGCUGCGUCCAAGCCGGUGACAACAACAGGCGUUGGCCGAAAUGCCAUCGAGGACGGUGUGGCAAAACCUGGGAGCGCUGCCAUGCCUGGGGUCGUGCGCGGUGUCACACCUGUCACAGUGUCUGCCACAAACGCUGCGGCUAACUGGGGCAAAAGCAACGCUGUUGCAGCUGCAAAUACACCAAGCGACCUGACUGGAACGACCAACGAGCAAAACCGUCGUGCCCGCCGCGCACAACGAGCCGCUCUGAUUUUUCAAGAGCAAUGCCAGAUUCUCCAAGCCGAAGACGCGGUACGCGAGCAGCGUGACUGCGCUGUCGGGAAAGUAGAAACUUCGACUGCGACUUUUACUUCUUCUUCGGCAUGUUUGUUUGAUGCGGGCAAAGACCAGCCAUCGUCAACCAUGACUAAUGUGGCGGUGGCUUUUCAAUCGUCGUCCACCAGCGCCGUGCAUUGUACGAAAUUUCCAGAGGUGGUGAACUCUAUUCACGCUAACCCCACCCAAAACGCUACCACCAAUGCAGGACCACAACCGCCAGUCCACGCUAUCACAAAAUCCAUGCAAGGUUUAGCUUUUAUCAACAAAAUCUCGAAACCUCACAUUGCAAGCAAUCGUACCAGCAUUCAACCAGCACUGCCACUUGUUCCCACUCUCAACCAAAACGUCAACAGCGGACAGCCACAGUCGCCCUGCGGCUCGAUCAAAGCAUCCGCUGUUGCUGCCACAAUGGCGAGUACCAAAGUGAGCAACAACCUGGCCGGUAGCGACGCCGAGGAUAGCAACGAUUCCGAUGAAGAUGGAAGCUUCGUCAUGACGAGAACGGCUGGCAAACGCCGUCUCAAUAUCAGUGCUGCCGACAUGAUUGCCAACGAAAUUUUGGACGACGUCAACGAAGAGCUUGUCGUGGAGGACGACGAAGUGACUGACCCUAUCAAAAAACUGCAUCGGGGCUACAUGAAUGAGGCCGUUGCCAUGGCUCAAUUGGCUCUCCGCACAAAUGAGACGCCCGUUGGCUGUGUGCUUGUGCACAACGGCCGAGUCAUUGCUCGGGGUAUGAAUGCGACCAACAUGACCCGAAAUGGAACUCGUCAUGCCGAGUUGAUGUGCAUCAACGCGCUGCUCUCAUACUGGGACGACGUCAAUAAGGCCGACGAAACUUCCUCCAAUUCUGAAAACAACGGAGACGACUAUUCAGACUGUGGGAGUGCCGAGGACUACGACGACGACAAGAAGGAGUACACAGACGAGGACUGGAAAAAGGUCGACCCUAGCAAAGGUCACCUAUUCCCCUACGGCCAAAAGCUCCAUCCUGCGCGGAUUGUGAGCCAAGACAUCAUCCAUGAAUGUUCGCUGUACGUCACAGUUGAGCCGUGCAUCAUGUGCGCGUCGAUGCUGCGGCAGUACGGCAUCAAGAAAGUCUACUUUGGGGCGGCGAACGACAAGUUUGGCGGCACCGGCGGCGUACUACGCAUUCACAUGAACUCGAAGCCUCAUGAGCCGAUUCAGCAGAAUGUGUCGUACAUAGAGACAUAUGUUACGAACAUGAUGUCUCGGCCGAAGCGUGCCAGCCGACCAUCUCGAACGCUUGCUGUCAACACGGAAGAGGUGAUUGCGGCCACUGAAGGUCCGAUGACCGACGGUGCCUGCACACCCUCGCCCACGGACUCUGCCGAGUCUCAAGAGGAUGGUGGAGUAGCAACCGCAAAGAUGACCACGACCGUCACGAGAGCAGUGGUGACAACUGAUAACACAAACAACCCACCGGUCAUACGGCACACAUCAACCAUUCCAAUUGCCGAAGGAGCAGUCCCUGCUAGAGACGAGGGGCACGGUGGGAAUGUUGAACCAGGAUUCGACGUCGAGGGCGGCUGGGGCCGCGACAAGGCUGUAUUCCUUCUCCGCCAAUUUUACGUACAGGAAAAUGGCCGGGCGCCGGCGCCCAGAAAGAAGGAGGGUCGAGCCCAACGUCUCGUGGAACAAAUGAAAAGCGAGACCGAAAGCACUGUCAAGCUCCCUCCCAAAGUCGACGGACUGCUUUCGGAGGUCAUAUCUGAGCAGCGGUCGCUUCCAGUCACGCCACUCGCUGUGGGUGGGCCCAGUGAUCCGGCCCUUUUGCAAGUUGAUUCCGUCAUGGACAUGCCAGUCAGUGGUAUUACGAACUGCGCUUUAAACGCCGAUUCAGACGGUGCCAUCAAGAUCUCUGACGAUUAG